Molecule: messenger RNA, 3605 nt
Organism: Oncorhynchus keta (chum salmon)
Lineage: Eukaryota; Metazoa; Chordata; Actinopteri; Salmoniformes; Salmonidae
Product: pseudouridylate synthase PUS7L-like
Biological process (GO): pseudouridine synthesis
Cellular component (GO): nucleus
Molecular function (GO): RNA binding; pseudouridine synthase activity
Source: RefSeq, a predicted model, not a curated record
ACAUGAUGCGGAAGAAUUACAAUCUCAUGCUACAGUUGCACAUGUGUUUGUGUAUUAGACAUUUAUUGCUAGAAAUAUGUCGUUUUAGGACAUUUAUUAUUGCAUUAAUUUAUAAUUAGAUGAUAUAAGUGAAAUGACAAAUUGCUUAAAGACUACGAUUUCUGCUGUUGGUUGAGCUUGGUAAACAGUAACGUAUUUGAACAGUGCUAGCUAGCUACAAUGUUAUAGUGUGUUAUGGUGUCACAUUGAUUCAUUUAGCACAUGAAACAUUUGUAGCACUGACACGUCACAUAACUGGACAGUCUAUCUACCAUGACUAUGACGGAGGAAGCACCGAGUGUCCCUGAGUGCUACAUCUCAGAACAUGAAGGGUUCUAUGGAACCAUCAAGAACUUCAGCAGAGACUUUGUAGUCACAGAGAUCGACAUCCAUGGCCAGAUGGUCACUAAACCCAGUGUAUCUGAUUUUUCUCAAUCAUCCAUCAUUACUGAGGCAUGUCCAGGUGCCAAGUCUGAAGGAAAGACAAAUAUUAUUAGCCCAAAACAUCAACACAUCCUCAAAGAAGAGAAUUCAGAACCUGGACCCAGUCAGAAUGGAAACAUCGCAUCCACCGCCAGCCAAGACUGUUUUGACCUGAGCAUAAUACUGGGUCAGGCUGUCUGUGAAGAGCUAGAGCAGUUCACUGCUUUAUUGAGAGAGAUGUCAUCAAGUCCCAAUGAUGGCGUUGAGAAGAAGCUGGCCAACCAAGAAUCAUCCAAUGGCAGUGAGAAGAAGAUGGCCAAUCAAGAGUUAUCCCUGGGUUCAUUCCCAGACAAACACCAAAGAGCUAAUGUCCACCGCGCUGUCCGACACAGCUUUCCCUUCCUGUUGACAGUAACCAACCAAUCAGAGAUCAGGGUUAAGGAGGACCCUGACUUUAAGCUCCUAUCAGGUUUGGUCUCCGAUGAGGAGGCCGAAGACUUUAUCAGGUUCAUCGACACCAAGAUGCCUAAUUCUGUGUACACAUUCAGGAGUGAUGACAGUAAGGAGCACAGGACGGCAGUGCACCACUUCCUCAGUAGACGGUUUGGUAAACUGGUGGAGACCAAGAGCUUCAGUGACCAGCAGCAGAAGACUACGGCCAUUACGGUCCGGUUGAGAGAAAAAGGGAAACCCAGGAAGAGGACGGCUGAUGACAGUAAAGAGGAAGAGGUCUAUACAGCGUUUACUCUGAGGAAGGAGAACCUAGAGACUCUGGAGGCUAUCAGCUACAUGGCAGCUAUCCUGGGGGUGCUGCCCUCUGACUUCACCUACGCUGGCAUCAAGGACAAGAGGGCCAUCACCUACCAGUCCAUGGUGGUCAAGAAGAUCUCACCACAACGGCUGAGAGAGAAGACCAGUGAGUUUGAGAAGAGGGGGGUGGUCCUCUCCUCCGUCCGCUCCGUCUCUGAGCCUCUUCAUCUGGGUAGACUCCAGGGGAACCACUUUGACCUGGUGGUACGGGAUCUGAGGCCACACCAGGGUCAUGGCACACUGAUGGAGCUGGACUCACUGCUGCAGGAGGCUGUGGAGAACGUAAAGGUCAAGGGGUUUGUGAACUACUAUGGACCUCAGAGGUUUGGGACUGGACAGAGUGUUCAGUCUGACCGCGUCGGACUGGCCCUGCUCAAAGAGGAAAUGGUGGCAGCUGUCCGUCUGUUUUUCACACCAGAAGAGGGUGAUGAUCCUCAGAGCGUUGCCAAGAGACACUUCCUCCAGACUGAUAAUGCCAAGGAGGCCCUGUCUCUGAUGCCCAUGUCCAAGGCCAGAGAGAGGAUGAUGCUGAGGGCCCUACAUCGCUAUGGGACGGGCCCAGAGGGCUGCACCCGUGCCUGGCUCAGCCUACCCCAUGGGAUGAGGGUCUUCUACCCCCACGCAUACUGCAGCCGGGUCUGGAACGAGGCGGCUGCACACAGGCUGACCACGCUGGGCCACAGGGCCAGGCAGGGAGAUCUGGUCUGGAAGCAGAGGAGAGAGGAGGGGAUAGAGGCGGGAGAAACCAGCUUACCUCAGAUUCAUGUUGUUACUGCUGCAGAGGAGGAGGAGGAAGUCUACUCACUAGGACAGGUGGUUCUUCCCAUGCUUGGCAACAGUGUGGUACCCAGAGAACCCUGUAGGGGAUACUGGUACCAGGAGAGACUGGAGGAGGAUGGACUACAGAGCUGUCGUUUCAGAGUCACUCCUCUCAAACUGAACCUCCCUGGCUGCUACCGCCCCUUACUGGCCAUCCCACAUAGCCUAGACCUGGAGGCUGGAGCAGGGCCAGAGAGGAGGGGAGUCAACGGUGCAGUACCCUCAACAGCAACGGUGCAGUACCCUGACACAGAUACAACUAGACCUGGAGGUCUGGAGAGACAGAGAGGAGGGGAGUCAACGGUGCAGUACCCUGACACAGAUACAACUAGACCUGGAGGUCUGGAGAGACAGAGAGGAGGGGAGUCAACGGUGCAGUACCCUGACACAGAUACAACUAGACCUGGAGGUCUGGAGAGACAGAGAGGAGGGGAGUCAACGGUGCAGUACCCUGACACAGAUACAACUAGACCUGGAGGUCUGGAGAGACAGAGAGGAGGGGAGUCAACGGUGCAGUACCCUGACACAGAUACAACUAGACCUGGAGGUCUGGAGAGACAGAGAGGAGGGGAGUCAACGGUGCAGUACCCUGACACAGAUACAACUAGACCUGGAGGUCUGGAGAGACAGAGAGGAGGGGAGUCAACGGUGCAGUACCCUGACACAGAUACAACUAGACCUGGAGGUCUGGAGAGACAGAGAGGAGGGGAGUCAACGGUGCAGUACCCUGACACAGAUACAACUAGACCUGGAGGUCUGGAGAGACAGAGAGGAGGGGAGUCAACGGUGCAGUACCCUGACACAGAUACAACUAGACCUGGAGGUCUGGAGAGACAGAGAGGAGGGGAGUCAACGGUGCAGUACCCUGACACAGAUACAACUAGACCUGGAGGUCUGGAGAGACAGAGAGGAGGGGAGUCAACGGUGCAGUACCCUGACACAGACACAACUAGACCUGGAGGUCUGGAGAGACAGAGAGGAGGGGAGUCAACGGUGCAGUACCCUGACACAGAUACAACUAGACCUGGAGGUCUGGACAGGCAGAGAGGAGGGGAGAGCGUGCAGGGUAAUGGAGAGGGGGAGUCAACGGUGAAGUACCCUGACACAGACGCAACUAGUUUGACCUUGAACUUUGACCUGGACUCUUCCUGCUACGCCACCAUCUGCCUCAGAGAGGUCAUGAAAUGUGACCCUUAAACUGGAGUCUCAGAUGUUGUAUGUACUACUGUGUGUACAGUAUUUUGUUUAAUAUUGUACUUUGUACACAGUAUGGCCUCUUGUGUACAUGUAGGGUACUGCUACAGUAUUGUGUUUUGUACACAGUAUGGCCUCUUGUGUACAUGUAGGGUACUGCUACAGUAUUGUGUUUUGUACACAGUAUGGCCUCUUGUGUACAUGUAGGAUACUGCUACAGUAUUGUGUUGUGUACACAGUAUGGCCUCUUGUGUACAUGUAGGAUACUGCUACAGUAUUGUGUUGUGUACACAGUAUGGCCUCUUGUGUACAUGUAGGAU